AUGGAUAAGUGCCUCCAAGCGAUUCUGUCGAUAGUUCCCGAUAAAUCUUCGCUUCUUAGCAGAGAAUGUGUAAAAGAAAACAAACUUUACCAAUCGGUACUUUCUGCUUUACUAAAGCCCUUAUCAAACGCUUCUGAACGGGUCAUUGCUGAUCAAGUUAAAUUUCCAACAAAUUUAGUAAAAGUUGGUAUUAUGUAUGAUACUUUAUAUAAUCGCUUACAUACCGGCCAGUGGAAUGCGGUGGAACCGGCAGAUAGAGAAAUGUUCACUAUCCUAACAUACGUAAGGAUCGUUUAUGCCUUAUGCGUAUCAACAAAUUACAUGGAUGCCCUAAAAGAUGCUAUAUAUUUGGCCGAUUUGGGAAUUAUGCUGGGAUACCCAUUAAAAAUAGAGCACAAGAGCAUAGCUACCGACCUGCUCGAAAAAACGUCAUCAACACUCGCUGAAUAUCUAUCUGAAGUCACUAAAGAAGAAGUUCCUUUGAAGCGUCUGAGGUUGGAUGUAACGGCAGAAAACAUUACCACAGAUGAAAGUAAUUUUAACUGCGUUCCCGUACUAAAAUGUCCUUCGAUAGAAUAUUUUGGAUUAUAUUUUCUUACUAGGAAGCAUUUCUACGAUGUGAAGAAGCCAGCCUUACUCAAGGGAAUAAUCGAUGGCUGGCCGGCAAUGGAACGAUGGCACGAUCCAAAUUAUCUGCUCAACGUCGCAGGCGAGCGAACCGUCCCGAUUGAGAUCGGUUCACAGUACAGCAAUGACGAUUGGUCUCAAAAGCUAAUGAGGUUUCGAGACUUCAUUGAACAAAACAUCUGCAACGAAACGUCAGCCACUUCUUCGGGCGACCACCGUACAGCCUAUCUGGCGCAGCAUGAUUUGUUUGAUCAAAUUCCUACCCUCCGUGCGGACAUAGCCGUACCGGACUACAUCGGACGUACGGACACACGUCCACGCAUCAAAGCGUGGUUCGGUCCUAAAGGCACCAUAUCGCCGCUCCACACCGACCCAUGCCAUAAUCUUCUGUGUCAGGUUUUUGGCGCUAAAACCGUCAUCCUCGCACGGCCCGAAGACACCGAAAAGCUUUACCCACACGAUCACUUCAUACUGAGCAACACCUCGCAGGUGGAUGCACGCCAGCCCGACUAUGAAAGGUUUCCACUAGCGCGUGAUGUAUCGUUCUACCGGGUGACGUUGCAUCGUGGCGAGGUCCUCUACAUACCACCGAAAUGGUGGCACUAUGUCGAAUCACUGUCAACGAGCUUCUCGGUUAGCUUUUGGUUUGAAUGAUUCAUGCCGAUUGCUGCGACGUGCUGCGUGUGAGCGUGA
Molecule: messenger RNA, 1320 nt
Organism: Anopheles maculipalpis
Lineage: Eukaryota; Metazoa; Arthropoda; Insecta; Diptera; Culicidae
Gene: JMJD5
Product: bifunctional peptidase and arginyl-hydroxylase JMJD5
Exons: 5
Coding region: 1-1281 (426 amino acids)
Cellular component (GO): nucleus
Molecular function (GO): histone H3K36 demethylase activity
Source: RefSeq, a predicted model, not a curated record